Rhodofomes roseus is the source of this 1148-nucleotide messenger RNA. RefSeq lists its product as uncharacterized. Gene Ontology annotation, molecular function: ubiquitin protein ligase activity. The record is from RefSeq and is a predicted model, not a curated record. Bases 76 to 1086 code for a protein of 336 amino acids. Gene Ontology annotation, cellular component: nucleus. The transcript is spliced from 7 exons. NCBI's taxonomy places the organism in Eukaryota, Fungi, Basidiomycota, Agaricomycetes, Polyporales, Fomitopsidaceae.
UACCAUUCCCGGUACCAUUGCCUGUAGUCCAUCCUCCACGACCUCAUCGUAUUCUGCGGACUUGAGUGCACCAGUAUGACAAAACACAGCAAGAACAACACCGCGUCGUCAAUCUUCUCGUAUGCGGAAUACAAGAAACUGGAUUAUGGCACGAAGCGGCAACGUCUAGGAAACGAGUCGAUGAGGAGGUUCGAUGCCUGCGCGCUGUGUCUCCAAAGUGCGAGAGAGCCGGUAGCAUGCCAGAAAGGUCAUCUCUUCUGCAAGGAGUGCGUAUACACGGACCUGGUCACGCAACUCGAGGAUAUCAAGCGUCAAAAGGCCCGACUGGAGGCGUUGAAGCGAGAAGCAGAAGAAGAGAGGCAAAGGGCGCGAGAGGCCGCUCGGGGCCGCGUCUUGCUGGAGUUUGAGAGAGGACAGCUGGGGUUGGCGAACACGGCGGUCGUCUCGACAUCGGGUGCUUCCAAAGAAUCGCGGGGCUCCAAGCGGAAGUUCGACUUCGAUGAGUCCACGGUCGAGACCCUUGCGCGGGAGGCAGAAGAGGCUGCCCUUCGUCAGAUAGAACGGGAACAGGCUGAGGCGCUCAAGCACAAGCUGCCCGACUUCUGGCUGCCGUCGCUGACACCUACGUAUGCAUCAAGCGGUCCGCCGACGUCACUUACCGAUGUGAAGCUGCAGACAACAUGCCACGGCGGUAAUCCAGCACACCCGCUGUCACGAAAGAACCUCAUCCCUGUGAACUUCGUACGGGAGAAGGACUCAACUGCUCCGCCUCCUUCCGUGGAGUCUACGCCUGCCACUGAAAACGGCGAAGAACCCAGGGCGAAGCAAGAAGACGAGAAAGUUGCUAUAUGCCCGUGUUGUAAGAAGACGUUGUCAAAUAGCACGUUGUUGUACCUCAUGAAACCUUGUGGCCACAUCGUGUGCAAGACCUGCACGGACACGCUGGUGAAGCCUGGCAAGCAAUGCAUACAUUGUGAUGUGAAGCUAGCGGACAAGGAUAUCAUUCAGCUCGCUCGAGAAGGCACCGGUUAUGCCGCCGGAGGCCUAGCAGAAACUUCCAAGAAGGGCGUCGCCUUCCAAGGCUGAGUGCUAUCCUCGACCACCCGUGUAUCAACUCGUUCAAUCGGACCGACUCUUCACUGCACAUC